This is a messenger RNA of Peniophora sp. CBMAI 1063, 1959 nucleotides long. Lineage: Eukaryota; Fungi; Basidiomycota; Agaricomycetes; Russulales; Peniophoraceae. The record is from the annotation of a GenBank genome assembly.
AUGGAUUACAAUCAGUUGAAGUCACUGGUAGUCGGGCACGCCGCGCUGCCCGAGCUAAUCCAAGCCAUCGACUUGCAAAGUAAACCCCGACAGCUGACGUCUCUGCUCGAUCUCGAAAUCAAACGGAAGCAAGAAGCUUUACGUGACUUACAGGCGUACCGCAAUUUCCUGGCCGCUCCCAUCUCCGUGCUACCCCCCGAAAUUCUUGCCGACAUAUUCUACCUCUAUGCGAGCAACGGGUCAUCAAACGCCCUAUACGACCUGUCAUGGGCCAAGAUCAUGUUGGUCUGUCAGACGUGGAGAAAUAUAGGGCUCUCUACGCCUUCUCUGUGGAGCUGUUUGGAGUUCGACGGGGUAUCUCGUUCGAAACGACUUAUCACUCAGCUCCAGCGCUCAAAGGGAUGGCCACUCGACAUCAAGGCCCGUUUUUACGGCAGUACUUACGGCUCUGCUUACCAUGCUCUGGCUCGUGCUAAGCUUAUACCUCUCGAAUCCGCAAGACUUCGCUCGCUCGAUGUUUAUGGGAGCAGCAAUGCUUUAGCCUUGUUUCUUGAGCGUGUCAUACCGCCGAUGCCGACGUGUCCCAAUCUGUACGAUCUCAAAGUGCAUCAUACCACGACGGACGUACCUCAGGACGGGCUUGAAGAUGGGCUAUUCGUGCUGCGCCAUCUUGUGUCCGACGGAGUUCCUUCAUUAUCGUCUCUCCAUCUGUACGAUUUUGCCCCUCACUGGCAAAAACUACGUGGCUUGACGAAACUCGAAGUGGGCGGGUCAGGCGAUGGGACAUCUGUCAGCUGUGUCACCCUCCUCGAAUCGCUCUCACGCUGCCCCUCGCUCCGCUUACUGGAUGUUUCUCUUUCCACGGUCGGAGAUGCCGCCACUCGAGAUGACGCUCGGGUCUCACUGCCCUCGCUGCAGUUCUUGCGGAUCGAGUCCCAGCACAUGACGACAUGCUGCUAUCUGCUAUCCUUCCUGAGCAUACCUCCGGAUGCGUCGGUCAAUAUCCCAGUGACGACAACAUUCGAUGAAAUGCGACUUUCGCGCCUCCCCUCCUUACUACGCAAACACUUCAAAACCAAGGAUGCUCGUCGAAUGCAUACCAUAUCACUACGAGCUCGCUCCCAAGCGGAUGGAUGGCAGAUCAUUGACAUUGACAUCUUCUCCUGUGUCAAGCUCGAACGCUUACGGCCAUAUCUGUCUACACAUCCCGUGCGCGAAAUGCCCUACUUAUCGAUAUCCAUUGCGGAGAGCACCUCGAAUCAUUUGCGACGGGCCCUUGCUGGUAUACUGGAUGCGAUACCGGCGCAGGGAGUCACGCACAUUGAUAUUGCCGCCAGCGAUGCUUUGUCGAAGAAAACGUGGAAGACCAUCCUAUCGAUGCUACCCGCUUUGACGACCAUGAUGAUGCGUGUGGACGUCGCUGCAUCGCUCACUACCAUUGAUGCCCUUAAUUGGUAUUUACAGGCCAAGAGAAGGCGCCCUAUCUCUCAUCUAUUAUUGGAUUGCCUGUAUCUCGAUACAGGCGAAACCUCCGAGGAUAAUACACGCAACUUGCACAUCGCCCAGACGGCUUAUGCUGCAGCGGUCUCGCACGCUUCCAAAGUAAAGGCUUUGGGCCAAUCUAUGGACGUGAUUGAGAUAUCUGGCGGUCGCUGGAACAGUUCCGCGGAAGACGUCAUGCGCAAUGUGGCGCAAAAGCAUGUGUAUCGUCUUCUGACGACCGGCCUCAUCGUGGAUGGAUAUCUCUACAACAAGGAGAGCACCAAGUCAUACUAUCGAGAUCAACGAGAUUCCCUGCGCGUAUUAGGGAUCGACAGACGUGAUUGGGAGGCUAUAGAUGACUCGGAAGUUGAAGCGGAACUAGACGAGGAGGAAACAAAGAAGACCGUUCCGGACGGUAGCCCAGAGCUGAAAGGGGAUGAGGCUCUGGACGCGUCUAGUGUACUACGGAGCAUGUAA